Molecule: messenger RNA, 1905 nt
Organism: Leishmania braziliensis MHOM/BR/75/M2904
Lineage: Eukaryota; Euglenozoa; Kinetoplastea; Trypanosomatida; Trypanosomatidae
Exons: 1
Coding region: 1-1905 (634 amino acids)
Biological process (GO): outer dynein arm assembly; cilium movement; inner dynein arm assembly
Molecular function (GO): protein binding
Source: RefSeq, a predicted model, not a curated record
AUGCCAGUGAAGCCGCAGUUCACGUGGGAGCAGACAGGUGAGGACGUUCUCCUGCAUAUCACCAUCAAAGCCUGCAAGAAGGACGCGAUUGAUGUGCUGAUUGCCGACGUUUUCGUGAAAGUCAAUGCACCGCCGCAGUACUUGCUGGCGAUCGACUUGCUGCACGAGAUCGAUGCCGCCAAAUCAACACAGUACUUCACCGACGCGCAGGAUGGUGUCAUUCUGCACGUCAAGCUUCACAAGGCGGAGGAGGACCUUGUCUGGGACGCUCUUAGCAUGCAUCAGUCCACCAUCGGCAAACAGGCAAUGCUGCAGCGGCGACAAGAGUCGAUGCGGAGGGCGGAGAAACGGUACCGGGAGCAGCUAGAUGCACGUGUGACGCAGCGUGAGGCGGAGAAGCGGCGUAUGCUGGAGGCCCAGUGGGAUGUGGAGAGGGCGCAGCGCACGCAGAUCGAGCAGCGGGCGAAAGCGGAGAAGGACGCCGCUGAGACUGAGCUAUACGCGUGGGAGGACAGCCACGCGACUCCAGUAGUGGGCGUAGCUUCCGAUUCGCCGUUGCCGCCUAAGAGCAGCACCCCUGCGGGUCCUUCGCCGUAUUCGGCGGAUAUCUUCGCUGCUGCUGCUGUUGCUUCAUCAUUACCACCGCUGUCGAUGCCUCAGGCUGCUUCUCUUGUGACGCCCGCGUCGUCCUCGUCGGCCGUCACGCCACCGACGAUCCGGCAGGUGGACACCGUCAACGUCACCAUCGACUUCACGCCAAAGACCUUUGCGAUGCCGACGCGCUCCCGCGGGGAUGAAGAGUACUACCGGCAAAGUCGCUACAAGCCGGUCUCGAUUGAGGACACGCCAAUGUUCUGGAAGGAAAGGGCAGACAAGUGCUACCGAGCGCAGCAGUGGAAGGCGGCCGCGAACGCGUACUCGGAGUCGAUUAAGCGUGAUGGCGCCUUCUUGACCUGCGUGAUGAACCGGUCCGCGUGCUACCUGCAGCUGGCAGACUACAAGAGGGCUAUCGAGGACUGUUCGCUAGCGCUGACAAUGCUGGCCAACACACCGGCGAGCGAGGUGACACAGGAGCGGUACCGAGGGCUCAUGAUGAAGCUUCACUCCCGCCGCGGCGCCGCCUAUUGCUGGGCAGAUGACCUCAAGAGCGGCGUGGCGGAUCUGCGCAUGGCCGCCGCCUAUCGAGACCUGGCAAGUGACGAUGAUGUAGCGGCCGACUUGGCAAUGGCUGAGGCUCAGAUGAAGGAGCGCGGCAUCACCGUGGACGACGCGCGAGCUGAUCCUCUCGCCACGCGGAUGCAGGAGGCGGCGGCGCAGUAUUACCAGGGCUCCUACGAGGCUGCCGAGGCCACCUAUAGUGCCAUCCUCAAGGAAGAUCCGUUUCACAUGAAGGCACAGGGAAAUCUCGCAGCGGCGAUGCUGCGUGCGGGUAAAUUCAAGCAGGCUCUGAAGGUUUGCGAUGACAUCGUGCAGUUCUGUGGCGAAGUGGCUGCUGCGCUGGAGCAGCCCGGCGGCCUCGCGGCUGAUCAGCUCGACAGCGACGAUGAGGAGGACGAGGACGAGCCUGACUGGGCAGCGUCGAAGACAGUCACUGCGACGGAGGAAGCGGAGAGGGCAAGCAACAGUGAUAACCUUAUCCGUCAGCGCCGCGCCGCGGCAAAGAAGUUGGGCGAGCAGAGCGGCCACGUCUACAUGCUUCUCAAGGCUUACGUGCGCAUCGCAGCUGCUCUGUGUGGGAUGAAGGAGUACCACAAGGCUCACGGCUAUCUGGAGCGAGCGCUGCGCAUUACGCCGUACGACAACGACUUGCGUGAUGACUGUAACCGAUUAGCUGAGAAGAUUCGGAUGGACACGCUCGUCGCCGUGUCUUCUGGCUCCGCACAGGCGCAGAGGGCAGCUGCUUAA